GAUACACUGUCACAAUGGGAGCUGUGGUGAUUGAUGAUGGUCCAUCCGGAGUUAAAGCCCCAGAUGGUGGCUGGGGCUGGGCUGUUCUCUUUGGGUGCUUUGUCAUCACUGGAUUCUCCUACGCCUUCCCUAAGGCCAUGAGUGUCUUCUUCAAGGAGCUCAUCCGAGAAUUUGGUGUUGGAUAUAGUGACACAGCAUGGAUCUCCUCCAUUCUAUUGGCUAUGCUUUAUGGAUCAGGUCCCCUGUGUAGUAUGUGUGUGAAUCGGUUUGGUUGCCGUCCUGUUAUGCUGGUUGGAGGCCUCUUCGCUUCACUGGGGAUGAUAAGUGCAUCCUUCUGCACUAGCAUCAUCCAGAUCUAUGUUACUGUUGGUGUCAUUACUGGUUUGGGUCUCGCACUCAACUUCCAGCCUUCACUCAUCAUGCUAAAUCGCUACUUUGACAAACGCCGUCCUUUGGCCAAUGGGCUGGCUGCAGCUGGAAGCCCCGUUUUUCUUUGCGCUCUUUCACCAUUGGGGCAGGUACUGCAACAUCAGUAUGGAUGGCGAGGGGGAUUUCUUAUCCUGGGCGGGAUACUUUUGAAUUGCUGUGCUUGUGGAGCUCUGAUGAGACCUUUGGAAGCGCCUAAGAAAAUCGAAGAUGCCAAAGCAGUCCCUGAGAAAAAAAUCAAGAAGAAACUACUGGAUUUCAGUGUCUUUAAAGAUCGAGGCUUCCUCAUCUACACAGUGGCUGCAUCCAUCAUGGUACUGGGUUUGUUUGUACCCCCAGUCUUUGUGGUGAGCUAUGCCAAGGAUCUGAAAUACCCAGACACCAAAGCAGCUUUACUUCUGACCAUCCUUGGAUUCAUUGAUAUCUUUGCUCGACCGAUCUGUGGAAUAGUGGCUGGCUUGGAGUGGGUUAGGCCCCGCUGUGUCUACUUCUUUAGUUUUGCUAUGUUAUUUAAUGGCUUCACUGAUCUCAUGGGGUCAAUGUCCCACAAUUACGGUGGCCUAGUGGUCUUCUGCAUUUUCUUUGGCAUCUCCUAUGGAAUGGUUGGUGCUCUUCAGUUUGAAGUACUCAUGGCUAUUGUUGGUACACAGAAGUUUUCCAGUGCCAUUGGCUUAGUUCUUCUGGUUGAGGCAAUGGCUGUUCUAAUUGGACCACCUUCAGCAGGUAAACUUUUGGAUGCAACCCAUAAAUAUAUGUAUGUUUUUCUUAUUGCUGGCAUUGAAGUUGUUACCUCAUCUAUCGUGCUUGCCGUAGGAAAUGCUUGUUGUAUUCGGAAGAAACCAGAGCAUUCACAAGCAAAAGAUGUAGCAGAACGAGAGGUGUUAAACAAACACCCUGAAGACUCCAAAGUGGACUCUAUUGAAGUGGAACAGUUUUUGAAAAAGGAACCGGAAAACAAUGGGGAAGUUGUCACUAAUCCAGAAACGUGUGUGUGAGUGUGACAAGGAUGAAUGCCAGAUAUUUAGGAGAUUCAAGGAACUCCAACACUCUUAUUUAUUUUAGAAAUAGGACUAGCUUAGGGCUGGGCCAUCUGUUUGCCUAACUGGAGGCUAACCAGCUCAUGACAUCACUCUUUGGAAGCUGACUUUU
Messenger RNA from Euleptes europaea (tarantolino), 1575 nucleotides. RefSeq names its product solute carrier family 16 member 3 (gene SLC16A3). Bases 15 to 1421 code for a protein of 468 amino acids. NCBI's taxonomy places the organism in Eukaryota, Metazoa, Chordata, Lepidosauria, Squamata, Sphaerodactylidae. Gene Ontology annotation, molecular function: monocarboxylic acid transmembrane transporter activity. The transcript has 4 exons. The record is from RefSeq and is a predicted model, not a curated record. Gene Ontology annotation, cellular component: membrane. Gene Ontology annotation, biological process: transmembrane transport; monocarboxylic acid transport.